This is a messenger RNA of Daucus carota subsp. sativus, 1162 nucleotides long. Its product is annotated as glucose and ribitol dehydrogenase. The transcript is spliced from 4 exons. The coding region runs from base 49 to 924 and encodes 291 amino acids. NCBI's taxonomy places the organism in Eukaryota, Viridiplantae, Streptophyta, Magnoliopsida, Apiales, Apiaceae. Gene Ontology annotation, molecular function: oxidoreductase activity. The record is from RefSeq and is a predicted model, not a curated record.
UGUACUAGUAAUUACAAAAACAAUCACAAGAAGUGUAUAUCCGAAAAAAUGGCUUCCGGUGGACAAUUUCCUCCACAAAAACAAGAGUCUCAGCCGGGGAAGGAGCAUCUCAUGGACCCUUCUCCUCAACAUGCUUCCCCACACUACAAACCAGCUAACAAGCUUCAAGGCAAAGUGGCGCUUGUGACUGGUGGUGAUUCGGGCAUAGGCCGAUCAGUGUGCUACCACUUUGCUCUGGAAGGUGCCACCGUGGCCUUCACUUUCGUCAAGGGACACGAGGACAAGGAUGCGAAUGAAACCCUCGAGUUGCUGAGGAAAGCUAAGAGCUCUGAUGCCAAGGAUCCGAUAGCGAUAGCUGCGGACCUUGGAUUUGAUGAUAACUGCAAGAAGGUUGUUGAUCAAGUGGUGAAUGCGUUCGGGAGGAUCGAUAUUCUUGUCAAUAAUGCUGCUGAGCAGUACAAAGCGAGCACGGUUGAGGAAAUUGAUGAGGAGAGGCUUGAAAGGGUUUUCAGAACUAAUAUCUUUGCUUACUUCUUCAUGGCAAGGCAUGCUUUGAAGCAUAUGAGGGAAGGGAGUGCGAUAAUCAACACGACAUCAAUAAACGCGUACAAGGGAAAUGCGAAGCUGCUUGAUUACACUGCGACGAAGGGUGCAAUUGUGGCAUUCACUAGAGGCCUAUCUUUGCAGCUGAUAAGCAAAGGGAUUCGGGUGAACGGAGUGGCUCCUGGUCCGGUGUGGACGCCUCUCAUUCCAUCUUCCUUCGACGAGGAAGAAGUGAAGCAAUUCGGAAGUGAGGUUCCUAUGAAGAGGGCUGGGCAGCCGUAUGAAAUUGCGACUGCUUAUGUUUUCUUGGCUUCCUGUGAUUCCAGUUAUUACAGUGGCCAAGUUCUUCAUCCAAAUGGUGGUGCGAUCGUGAAUGGUUAAAUUGUGUGCAAGGGAUUGCAGCUGUUGUUUCAUCACAAGGGUACACGAUGAAUAAAGAGUUGGAGUUGUGUUUUCAAGUGUUCUGUGUUGUGGAUUUUCUACUGGUCAAGUUGGAGAUGCUGUAGAUUAACGUUAAAAUAUGUUCGCGUGUGUGUGUGUUUUUAUUGUUUUUCAGUGUGUGGUUCCGCAUCGUGUACACUAUGAACAUUAUGUAUGGGUAUUCACUGUUCAGGCUCUU